GGAAAGAGACCCUUUGAAGAGUUUCGGCUUCGAAGCUCUGAUGUUUGUUGUGCAGGAUUUGUCAUAUCUUCAUUGUCCUCUGUUUCUUCAGGUUCUGUGGAAGCUGACUUCUUCAUUGUAAUUAGCUGGUAGUUUGGACAAAGCAACGUGUCUUGUUCAGGCAGGAGCGGAACCCCGAGCCUGCAAUGGAUUUCCUGCUCGCAGCAAGCUCUAGCAGUACAUAAACACCAACAUCGAGACAUAAGUAUCAGAAACUAAUCACAUCAUGUAUAUUUUCGGACAGCUCCAUUGUGCUCUGGUCAUGAGGCAUAUCUUCUUUACCUUCCCCAACCAUGCUUUUCCACUAAACAAACAGUUAGAUCUAAAUUUUUUGGGUAUAGUUUGUAAAUCUGCUCUAACGGUGAGAGUAAAACUAGAAUUUACAUAGAACGCUAUGAUGUUAAGCUAUUGCGCUUUGCGGUUAAAAAUGGUGGGCCAAAUGGUAAAUAGCCCAAUAAACGAAAUACCCAAAUGAACCCUCUCGUUAGUGGGCCACUAUUCUUUUUCAAGGCCCAUUAAAGAGUAUGCCGCCAUUUGUCUAUCUUAAAUGCCUAUAUUAACCUCACCUCCUCCUGAAUCGUCAGCGUUUGGAUUCAAAAAUUACCAAAAUGUCCUCGCCGGAUCGUUCCGCCGUCUUCCCCCUCCUGAUCGACAUCGCUCUAUCCUUCGACGGAGCCAUCCUCGGAGUAACCCUAGCCUUAGGCGCCGUCCGCGCUGCUUUCAAGUACGCCUCCACCUCCGCCGCGUUGAAUAAGAUCAAAGACGCCCCCGAAGUCUCCGUCUCCGAUCUCCGAUCGCUGAUUCCGGCGUAUGAUGACCAAUCCGAGACGAGCGAUGACCAGGAGCGUAUCGUGGUGGUUCGAGGAACGGUCAAAGCUAAGGUUACAGGAGGUGAAGGGAGUAACAAGAAGAAGAACAACAACAACGUGUUGACCUCUCAGGAGACGGGAGAUAAAGCUCUUAUCAUUCAUAGAUCUCAAACUUAUGUGUAUAGUGGAUGGAAGACUUUGUUUCAGUUGACAAAUGGUCACCGGUUUCUUCUGGAAAGAUCUUUGCCCAAACAAGGAGCUGACUUCAUGAGAAUGGUCCCCUUUGUUAUAGUGGACAACACUCAACCGUCGCAGUCUAGCUUUCUUGUUGUUAACAUGGAUGGUGCAAGGCAGCCUCUCCCGCUUACAACUGUGUAUAAUCGUUUGCAGCCUAUCAAUUCAUCUCCCUAUGCGUUUCUUCAAGCCUUGUUCUUCCCUGAGUAUCCUGUUGGUCUGAUUGAUGUAGAGAAGAUAUUACCACCUGGGAGAGACUUAACGGCUGUUGGCAUCUGUAGUUUUAACAACGGAGUUCCUGAAAUCAAAUCCUGCCAAGAUCUUCCUUACUUCUUAUCAGAUAUGACUAAGGACAAGAUGAUAUUAGACCUCGCGGAGACUACCAGUGUAAUAUUCUGGGGCGGUAUUAUCAUGGGAUGUUUGUCUGCUGGCAUCCUUGGCUUUGCUGCUGCCAGGGCCUGGAAUAGAUGGAAACAACGGCACCGUGAAAGGGAACAGCAACAGAGACCAGUCGAGCAGAGACCAGCGCAACCAGUGGUUGCUGAUGAGACUGAAGAUGAAGAUGAGAUUCCAGAUGGAGCACUGUGUGUGAUCUGUGUGACACGAAGGAGAGUUCCUGCAUUCAUUCCCUGUGGACAUGUAGUAUGCUGCAGACAAUGCGCCUCAACCGUGGAGCGUGAGGUUAACCCUAAGUGCCCUGUUUGUCUCCAGAGCAUUAGAGGAUCUAUGCGCGUGUAUUACUCAUGAUGAAAUGUGUUAAUCUUGUCUCACUUGUGUAUUGAUAAGGUAAUGCUACUUGUAAACUUAAAGAGAAUCCGAAAAUGUUAUAACUAACAAAAUAGUUUGAUGACAAAUGAUAUGAAAGUUACUUCAAUA
Brassica napus (rape) is the source of this 1958-nucleotide messenger RNA. Its product is annotated as E3 ubiquitin-protein ligase SPL2. Lineage: Eukaryota; Viridiplantae; Streptophyta; Magnoliopsida; Brassicales; Brassicaceae. Bases 648 to 1829 code for a protein of 393 amino acids. The record is from RefSeq and is a predicted model, not a curated record. The transcript has 6 exons. Gene Ontology annotation, biological process: organelle organization; protein ubiquitination. Gene Ontology annotation, molecular function: ubiquitin-protein transferase activity.